Daldinia loculata is the source of this 994-nucleotide messenger RNA. RefSeq lists its product as uncharacterized. Bases 353 to 880 code for a protein of 175 amino acids. The record is from RefSeq and is a predicted model, not a curated record. The transcript has a single exon. Lineage: Eukaryota; Fungi; Ascomycota; Sordariomycetes; Xylariales; Hypoxylaceae.
UAACUAGGUACCUACUUAAGGUAAAUAUUUACUAGCAGUCUAACAUUCUACUAGUAUCAUAUAGGAGAGACUUCAUGUAUAAAAACCGGCUUCCGGAGUUGGAGUUUGCUUUUCGUGCUCCUCUCAAUGACUCACUACCGAAUCCUCAAGACAUAGCCUUUGUCUGGUUCUUCUUUGUCUGGUUCUUACCAACAUUGGACAGUGCAUAACUACCUCCUAACCUAGUGGCCUUGGAACGGCCUGUAAUCCCUACCUACCUGUAUAUUAUAUCCUUCGCCAACUAUAGUUCGCCUCAGGACACUCCGUCGCAGCCAAGGUAAAUCACAUCGAAGUCCAUCAUUAAAAACUCAUCAUGAAUUCAGACGUCACCCCAUCACCCGGCGUCCGCGUGGUCGUCACGGCCCACGACGAAGAGGGAACCUCUAUCGUUCACUCGGACCGAAUACACCAACCCUUCAUACCUUUCGGGCUAGGAGGAAGUUCCUUCUCGAUCUUUGACACUCGCUCUUCGGUGCCUGUAAACAACCAGGACGAACCGCAGGACCUCCAGAACACGAUUCCCCGUCCUGAGCCGGCGGGUGUCAUGUUCUGCAUAGCCAAUAUGGCGCCCCACUAUAGGUCACUGAUGCACCGCACCUCCAGCUUAGACUACUGCGCCGUACUGUCGGGCGAGAUUGUGCUUGGGCUGGACGGUGGCGAGGAGAGGACUAUUAAGGCGGGCGAGAUGGUCGUGCAGCAGGGAGUCAACCACGUGUGGCACAACCGCACGGAUGAGGUCUGUAGAAUCGCAUUCGUCAUGGUGGGAGCGGAAAAGGUCAAACUACCGAACGGACAGGAGCUGGGGGAGACCCUGAUCGAAAAUAGUUCUGAUGCUUGCUAGAUUCCUUAUAGGAGCGGGUUUAGGCUUGGUUGGUUAAGGGGGCCCAUGAUAUGAAUAGAGGUUAGAACUCCAAGGUAUUCGGACAGGGGUUUGGGUAUAUUCUAUUCAAUUAGA